UCUCCUUUGACGUCAGGGGGGAAACAGUUUGGGGGCAGACCCGCCGGACGUCUCCCUCAACAGGCAACGUGAACACGGACGAUUCCCGGUGAAAAGACCCCCAGUCGACCCGGGACACUUAAACCCAGACUGGAUUAUCACCGGCUGCUGUUAUUCUGGAAACUUCCGCGGCUCACGGAGCGCCAUGUAGCUCAGAGAAACACCGGAUACGACUGCCGUUACCAGGCGAAAGACUUCCGUUAAGAAGCCCGGAGAGGGGAAACCGUUUCGGUCGAUAUUUACCGGAAAGCGUCGGCAUGUAGCGGCUCAGUGUUCAGGCUGUCCACCAUGAAGAAGCGAGCCAAGAAGGUGCUGGAGGUGGAGGAGACCUUGUGCUGCUGCGAGUAUGUGAACAGAUUCGGAGAGCGCAGCCACGUGGCAGCCUGCUGCUGUGACUGUGAGGACCUGGAUGACGCCUGCGACAGGUUUCUGAAGAGGGAGCCUCAGAAACCUGAAUCUCUGUCCCAUGUGGCGGCAGUUGUCACAGACCGUAUCCGUGUACCCUGGCUAUGGGGUGGAGCCCGAAAAGUGGAGCUGUCCGUCAUCCCUCCUCUUGUCCUCCUUCCUGUCCUGCUGCACCUCGCUGCUCUACACUUCCUGCUCGGCAUGGUGACUCUGACAGCUCUGCCCGGCCUGGUGCUGUGGUACUACUACUUCACCCACCGCAAGAAGGGACAGACACUCUUCUUCCUCAGCUUGGCCCUCUUCUCGCUGGCGUACAUGUACUACUUGUUCAUCACUGAGGUGCUUCCCCGCGGGGAAGUUGGUCAGCUCCAGCUGACGGUGGUAACCGUCGGGGUCAUACUCACCCUGGUGGCCCUUGUCCACACCAAGAGAGGACCUGGCAUUGUGAGGUCAAACCAAGAGUCCGUCCACAGCACCGUGACAUAUUACCGCCCCCUGGCAGAAAAAGACCCUGCCGUCAACGGCGGGCGGCAGGAUGUGACGAUGACAGUAGCCAACCGGGCGGGAUCGCCAGAGCACGCAGGGGUGGAGCUGAAGGAAAGCAGCCGCAGGAACUGGUGUCCGGUGUGCAGGGUGAUGCGGCCCCCAAGGGCGGGACAUUGUCGGAUCUGUGGUGUCUGCGUGCUGCGUCUCGACCACCACUGUGUCUGGAUAAACAGCUGUGUGGGGCAGGCCAAUCACCGCAGCUUCCUGCUUACGCUCGUCCUCUUCCUGUCGACCUCGCUGUACGGGAUCAGCCUGGUGCUGCAGAGUGUGUGUCCGAAUCAACGCCUCGUCAUCGCCCUGCUCUACUGCCCGGGGGUCUACGAUCAGUACAGCACUGCACUUUGCUUCACCUGCUGCUGGUACAGCAGCAUUGUGACCUGCGGGCUGCUCCACCUGCUGCUGGUGCAGGUCAUCAAUGUGAGCUACAACGUAACUGAGCGCGAGGCUCGCGCAGCCCUGAGAGACAAAACUGCUCGCAGCGCCUACUGGGGGCUCGUCGUGGACACUGGUGUCUACUCCCGAGGUUUCCGUGGCAACUGGGAAGAGUUCAUGACUAUGGGAGAAAAACUGAAUCCACCCUCUCCCAUCCCAACAGACCUGGUUGCCUUGCUGGGAGUCGGCAUACAAGAGAGUACAUGUGAGAAUGAGUAAUCUGUUCUGAUCCUCGUAGGGACAUUUUUCAACAAGAUGACGCCUGUGGAGUCGGUCAGUCCUGCACAAAACGUCUUUUCAAGGAUGUUCUCUCUGCACACUUUGUCCUCCACAAACACUUAUCUGUGGUGUUCACAAAGCAGGGUACCUAUUUGGACUUGAUGUGUCAUGGAUAUUUAUCACAGAUGAAUCAAACAUCUUGGCACAAGUCACAUCAUCAGUGCGUGAAAUAUAUGAGGAAUUACUUUUAUUCCCUUAAAAUGAUUCCUUAUUUAAACAGCCCUGGAAAUGUUAAAAAGCAAAUAAGUCGAUGCACAUUAAUGUCACUUUGAGAAGUUAGCUUUACACUGUUGCUGCUUUUAUUAAAGGGAUUGAAAGCUUUUUUUUGGUAUCCUAAAA
Molecule: messenger RNA, 2040 nt
Organism: Plectropomus leopardus (leopard coralgrouper)
Lineage: Eukaryota; Metazoa; Chordata; Actinopteri; Perciformes; Serranidae
Gene: zdhhc23b
Product: zDHHC palmitoyltransferase 23b
Biological process (GO): peptidyl-L-cysteine S-palmitoylation; protein targeting to membrane
Cellular component (GO): endoplasmic reticulum; Golgi apparatus
Molecular function (GO): protein-cysteine S-palmitoyltransferase activity
Source: RefSeq, a predicted model, not a curated record